Molecule: messenger RNA, 699 nt
Organism: Anopheles coluzzii
Lineage: Eukaryota; Metazoa; Arthropoda; Insecta; Diptera; Culicidae
Gene: ND-B18
Product: NADH dehydrogenase [ubiquinone] 1 beta subcomplex subunit 7
Exons: 4
Coding region: 10-543 (177 amino acids)
Cellular component (GO): mitochondrion
Source: RefSeq, a predicted model, not a curated record
CAUGCGUCGAUGAAAUAUUUUUCCCGACCCACAAUCCCGUUGUCCGGUGUCAAACUCGGCCCACCUGUCAAACCCGUCCGUCUGUCAAAAGAACGGAACGAAAAUCCAAAGCAAUCAUCAAAACCAAAACUUCCUGACGCGCGAUCACGGGGCUCCUGCGUUAGGAUGGGUAACUACGUGUCGCUGUAUCUGACCAACCCGAAGGGAACUCCGCUGCCGCUAACGGAACCGAGCUUCGACCCGAACCUGGGUUUCCCCCAUGGCCGCAAGGAACGGGUAAUGAUUGCCACCGAGGAGGAGAUGGAAGCAGCCAAGUUGCCCCUGGAGGCCCGUGAUUACUGUGCCCACAAGCUGAUCCAGUACCGUGCCUGCCGGUCCGACGUGUGGCCAUGGGCGUACAAAUGUGCCCACGAAAAGCACGAAUACCUCAACUGCGAAUACGAUGACUACAUUCUCCGGCUGAAAGAAUACGAACGCGAGAAGAGAUUGCUGCAGCGGAAGUUGAGACUUGAAAAGAAGCAGGCCCAGGAGCUGCAAGCUUAAUCCGGCGGGCCGGCACAACCGGUGCAUCUAAUUUCAGUCCAGCGAAACCUUUUCAGUUCCGGUGCGUCCCUUCUUUCCGGUACCGUACGCGCCCCACAAGGCAUCAGCAUGUGCAUACAACAGAGUUAAUAGAGAAGUACAUAAUUGAAACGGAAA